AUGGCGGGGAUGGAAAACGUAGUUACUUCCCGCUACGUGAAGGAGCUUGUUGAAGAGCAAGGCAAAACACAAAAAGAAGUAGCUGAUAUUUUAAGACAACAGCAUCCGGGAGUGAAUGGACUAUCUGAGAGGAGUGUCAGGCGAUUUUGUGCUACGAAUGGCAUACGGCGUUAUGAUUCUCGUGUGACUGGUGUUGAUGUUCACAAUGUGGUUACAUCUGCGAUUGCUGAGGUGAUUGUAGCUUCCCUUUAUAAUAUUAGAUUCAGCUAGUGGUAAUAUCGUAGCAUACCUCUGCCAGUUGCAAAUUGUCUUAUUAGUCUUCCGUCUGCAGCCGUCAUUAGGGCCAACGGGUUACUCUCUUUCCCGAAUUAUAUAUUUUAUUAAACAGAGAGAAGUGUUGAGUGACGACUCAAACUUCAAUGCUUGCCAGUGCGUAGGAAACCCAGGGGGGGCACUUAUCGGAAGUUUCGGUAGGGGUGUGCCGCUGAGGCUUUCAAACCCUAUUUACGACAACAACCAUCCAUUCCGAUACUCUGUUUAAUACAAGAGACCAUUUUCAUAACCCUUAAGAUUAUUUAUUUCUAUACGUCUACAGAAUUAGUAUUUUUAUUUGUGAAAAAAUAACAUGAUAGGACUAGAUUUCUUAAGAAAAUAUGUUGUUGCCAUCCAUUGACUGCACAAUGCCAGCAAUCAUCCCCUGUUCAAGGCCUCCGGUUCAGAAAGACACCCUGUUCAGGACCUAGAAAAGUGAAAUUGUAUACCCAUUAUAAGAAUCAAUAUCACGAAAACUAUGCCCUGUCCAGCGGCACAUGCCCUUUAGGCCGAAUAAAGGAGUUCCCCUCCGGGGGGAGGAGACACGUUAUUGUACGUGAAAUGCACGCGUUUGUCAAUUUCAUUUAAGUGGUUAUAUUAAUUCAUAUCUAAUUUAAGAGCCUCAUCAUCCACACCCAAAUAUUUCAUUUCCUAGCGGCGAUUUCCUAAUAAAGGCAAAAUUCCUUAUAUUUCUGAAAGGUUGGUGCUACAUACGGUAGGAAGAUGAUGACUGGCCACAUCAAGUAUUCCACAGGCUUGCGACUAGGAGUAAACAGAGUGGGGCAGGCACUUAAACGCGUUAAUCCACGCCAGCACCAUGAACGACAGACAUCCAUUACCCGCCACUUAAACCCUGUUCCAUACUAUGCCGAAUACUUUGGACACAAGCUCCAUCUUGAUCAAAACGAAAAGCUUAUUCGUUAUGGCGUGACAGAGGUUAUAGCAGUAGAUGGCUAUAGCUCCUUUAUAACUGCUACAUCGGUAAUGCCAUUGAAAAAUAAUAUCACCAUCUACAGGGAUGUGUUCAGGUUAGCUCCGACAUGAAAUAUAUAUUAUUUGCCGUGCACAUUUUUCAGGUAUAAAAAACUCUCAAAACUUCUCACUUGAAUUAAAAGGUACAAUUUAAUGAUACUCGUCAUCCACUUGUUCUAUUACUAGGGAAACCAUACUACGUCAUGGUUUGUUUGACCAAGUGAGAGUGGACCAUGGGAGAGAAUUUUAUCUAGUGCUGACCGUUCAGGAUCACUUAAAGGAGUUACGAAAUAAUACAUCUAGACAGCCAUACAUACAAACACAGUCAAAGCAGGUACGUGGUAAUAUAGAGGGAAGGAGAAAUGAACCGGUUAUUUUCUAUAGUGAUCGGUCGGCGUGGACCUGAAAAACCAAAUUUUCGCGGGUUUUCUGAAAUAAGGUGUUAAAGAAGAUAUAACUCCUUAAGAGCAGGUUGAAAACCUGACGCUUUCAGUGCUAGCACGUCGUCAACAAUAGCUUCAGGCUGCAAGUCCUCCGCCAUGCAUCCCUCUUUCCAUACUUAAACGGCAACUGAUUCUGCAUUCUCGUCCCCAGACCCUCCUGAGGGCCUCAGCACGAAGACCAGGAGGGUCUGUGACCCAGCAUUUGAAGUCCUAGAUUUUAGGACUUCCGGUUAUUUCCGAUUCAAAAGUAAGUUACAGGAUUCUCUUUUAAAAGCUUUGAAUCACCUAAAUUAACAGUCAUUGGCACUUCGGCAGGAGCAAGCGAACGCUAUUAGAAACGUUGUAAAAAAUCAGAAAUGACCGGAAGCCCUAAAAUCUAGGACUUCAGAGCCUCCUGAUCCUCGUGCUCUGGUCCCCAGGAGUCUUUGGCGAGUCUAGUAUUGAUAAGCUGAUAAGUAUUUGUUCUGCUUUUAUAUUUCUGAAUUAAAGAACCAUGCUGUGGAACGGCUCUGGGUAGAGGUUAACUGUCGCACAAACUAUCCUAUAAAGAGAGCACUCGUUCAAAUGGAAAACGAUGGUGUCAUUGAUAUAGAGGAUGAAGUAACAAAGUUCUGUGUCUCUUGGGUGGCGAAGAAAGUAGUGGAAGUAGGACUGAGCUACGUGGUCAACUCAUGGAAUUCACACCCCAUUCCAGGUAAGGAGUCCUAGUGUUAAAAAAAAUAUAUAGCAAUAAAAAAAAUAGGAAUAUUAAACGGACUAAAAUAUGUAGUGUUCCAUUGGAUGAAACGCACGUUCGCGUAUGGCUCAGCUAUUGCUGUAAGUCGUUCGACUAUUUCAAUCGGUUGGCAAGUGAGUUGCCAAGGGAAAACCCAUUGAUACACGGGACAUUUUUAUAACCCGCGUGGGGAAUUCUCCCUAAAAUGAAUUAAGGAUAACCCUUCCGGAUUAGUCAUACUAUUUUUUCAAAAAGUAGAAUAGAAACGUGAAUGCGAUUGUCUAUAGAUCUCUAACCGCAGAGACUUCCCUUAAAGCGCAUAGCUAAUUUAUGUAUCUCGACAGUUUAGUCCAGAAGAAUAGUCGCUCAGAUCUGUAACUGACACCAACUUACUUUAAAAUUGUGCAGGUAAAGGUGUUCCACUACAACGACGAUCUACUAACAACAAGGCCGCUCCAGUUGACGGCAAUGCAGUACCAACAGUCGAAUUAGCUGUGCAGAUGUUUCGCGGAGAUCUGACUCAAGAACACUUCUUUGGAAGGGAUCCUUUGGCGGCCAAUAUUUCAAAAGCAGAUGCUAGAGAAAGAGAGUUCACAAAAUACUUUCCGAGUUUCAAAGUAUUGUUUAAUGAAAUUGCCAAUACGAACUAUAACCCUUUCCAAGAUGCUGUACUGUACUUUUUGAGGCUCACACAUUAUCUCGCUCGCGCUUGA
Messenger RNA from Porites lobata, 3155 nucleotides. NCBI's taxonomy places the organism in Eukaryota, Metazoa, Cnidaria, Anthozoa, Scleractinia, Poritidae. The record is from the annotation of a GenBank genome assembly.